Molecule: messenger RNA, 2369 nt
Organism: Chara braunii
Lineage: Eukaryota; Viridiplantae; Streptophyta; Charophyceae; Charales; Characeae
Source: the annotation of a GenBank genome assembly
AGGUAUUUCGAAAAAAAGAGGGAAAGAGAAUCUGYUGGAGCAGAAAGUGGCUYAGGSUUCGACCCCCAGACAUCAGCGGACUCGAUCCGCGACAUGGUUUCCAAAAAYUGGAAACCAUCGAAGGGAARGGACAAGAGACCAAGGGGGMCCCCCAAAGACGAAGCUGGCAGCAAGAACGAACAGCGCAGACUCACGCAGGAGAUUGCAACAGUCGCAGCUCAGACGAAGAGACUGUUCGACCAGAACCAGGACUACAAAAGGGAGCAAGGCGAGAAGUUUGUCACAGUCCGCAUGAUCGUAGAGAACAAGGCGCCCAGCGUGCCGAAAGCAGCGAUUACUGAUAGGGGAUCCAUCAAGGCAUUAAGACCGUUGCUUCCAGUGCGGUACAGGAGCAAAUUCAAUGAGUGGCAGGUGGCCAAAGACGCAGCAUUCACAAUCCCAACCCUCGACGACGACAGAGCCCUGGCCAAGAGCAUCAGGGACAACAUCUCAACGGAGACUCCGAUGGGCGUGUACGGGGUCCCACCACGCGAACAGACAGCCGAAGGGAAGACGCUGGAAGAACCAAUCUUCACCCCCUUCGACCCCAUCCUGGUCAAGCUCGACGAGAGGGAAAAACUCAGCGAAGGCCUGACCUGGAGGGCAUGGGACACAAUCACAAUGCUGCCAUACAACGUGCUGAACGGGAGGUUCAGCACGACCGACAUCAUUGCAGAUUCGCUGGCGGACAUCAUUAGGACCCGACUAUUGACCUCCAAGACCUCGCCGCUGGACGAGGCAACUCCCAUCGAUGUGGACAUGGGAAGGGAAGAUUCUGACACGGAGGACGAGGACGACGUAGAGAGGGAAGAGGACAACAAGAUCUCCCCAGGGGGAGACAACGAUGAGCCUCCAACGAAGUCGGAUAGCUGCGUUGGGGAGUACGCCCUGAGCUCCUCAGCAGCAAGCGAGGACAGCAGGGACUCCGACACCGACAACAGCAAGACCCAGGCACGAGAGCCCUACCCCAAGAUUGAUGUYMMAUUGUUCGAUGGGAAUCAUGCCUCUUCUUUGGCAGACAAGUUUGAGCAACUCAGGUAUAGCAACGAAUGGACGGAUGAGAAGAUGCUUCGCAUGGUAAAAAGGUACUGUCAGGUGGGGUACCGAGACGAGAUCGAUGAGCUGGUGCAGAUCUCUCGCGAUUGGUUAGAUUUUAAGGCGCGGUUGUUGAAGAAGUAUCAGCUCAGCAAUUGGUUGUUCGACCUGCAGGAUUUGAGGGCGGUGGAUCGUAAAAAGUUUGGUACAACCAAACAAUUCUUGUCGGAGUUUGAGCGUGUGGCUCGCCUAGUCCCGGAUUUGUCCGACAAAGAUCGCUGCCUCAUCUUCCUUGAUAACUUCAACGACGUCGAACAGUCGAAAUUGGUUGAAGGGAUGCAAGGGAGGUAUGACUGGACUAAGGUUCGGCAGAAUGCGCUGGUGGGGAAGUUCGACGAUAUCCUCUACCGGCUGUUGAGGCAGCAAAAGGAGGAGCGGGAAAAGGUGAAGCUGGGAGAAGUAAAGGACGGUGAAAUUUACAAAACUUUGAUUUGCAUGAGAGAAAUGAUGGAGGGCAUGAAGGAGGAAAGGCUGAAGCUUCAAGUCAUGUUGGCCAAAGAGAAAAAUAGUCAGAGGAAGGGGAAAGAGCCGGCGGAAGAAGAAAGUGACAGUGAGAGCGAGGAAGAAAAGGAGCCGCCUCGCAAGUUGACAAAGGCGGAGAGGAAGGUCUUGAAUCAAAUUCAAGGCGGACAGGGGACUUCCCGUAAACAGGGGAAGAACGGUGGACAAAAUAAUCAAGGAGGGAGUGGCAAUGCUGGCACUGGUUCGUCAGGACAAAGUUCCCAAGAUCAAGGGCAGUUCCAGCCGCAGGGUGGAAGAGGCCGCAGUCGAGGCCGUGGAAACGGACAGCGAAGCCGUUGGGCGUGGCAGCAGGAAGCCACAUGUAACUAUUUCGCAGAAAAGGGCCAUAUUAUGCGGUUUUGCCAACUCCUUUCGAAAGAUGAGAAGAAAGGGAUAGUCUUCACCACUAUACAUGGUGAAAUCUUUGAUUACGAAGGGAAUUCGAUCGACCCCAACAUUGAAGGGGGUAUGAGGAAGGGGGCGUAUCGCCGAAUGGGUCGUCCGCUACCGACAACGUUCCGGAUUGCUUCUCCUGAAGAAGCACGGUUGGCCGAGGUCGAGGAGGUCAUGGCGUCAUUGCAUAUCUACGACUCACUGGUGGAGCCAGAAGGAUUCAGGGAACAAGUAGUGGAACGAGCGCAAACCAUCACUAGGCGGCUUGCCCGAUGCCGGGACUCUAUCAUCCGACUUUAUGUGGACAUGGAGGAAGUCUGACCUGGAUUGCCGGAUGUCUU